CUCAUUUCUGUUCCAAACCGAAAGAAAAAAACACUUCCUUUCCUCUUCCUCCCGACUCCUGAGUGAGUGACCUACCAACCCAAGCCCAACUCGGCUCAAAUCUCCCCCACUCCACCACCGCGCGCCCCGUCGUAGCUCCGCGUCACCGCCGGCGCCUCAAUCCCGCCCGGCACCGGCCCCCUGACACCGCCCGCCUCUCGCUCGCGCCGCCGCCGUCCUCUCCCGUCCGUCCUCAUCGCAACAUCGUGUUCUUGCUGCCUCCGCCGUCCGCAGUCGUUGGCCAUUGGGUUCGAGUAUUUGGGAUGAAGCAGGCAUUGAGCAUUGAUCUCAACAUGAACAGGCACUAACAAGAAAUCUCUACGUUUCAGAUCCCGUUGUGUGGAGGGUUUUUUGUUGGUCCACUGGGGAAAUGGAUGCUCCAAUGCAUCAACUGUUUGGCAGAACAUGAUAGUUUAUUAAACUGCAGGACUUCACCAUAAAUAUAUAGCCCAGUUAAUUCCUCUGCAACUUAUUUCUUAUUCAACAUGCCACCAUGGUGGGGAAGGUCUUCAUCCAAAGAAGUAAAGAAGUCGGCCACAGAAAAUCUAAUUGACACAUUUCAGCGGUUCAUAAGUCCAAGUGAGCAAAAGGGGAGCACAAAAUCACGAGGGGGUCGCAGACGUGGUAAAGACCAAACUGCUGAGAAACGUUGCUGGUCUACUGCCCACUCACGCUCCACAUCCCCUUCAAAAGAGGUUUCUCGCUGUCAAAGCUUUGCAACAGAUAGAGCACAUGCACAACCACUCCCUCUUCCUAGAUCACGUGCUGGGGUGAGACGUAUUGUAUCUGAUAAUCCCGACUCAAAGCCCAUUUUGGACAAGAGUGGUACAGGACAUCAACUACCACUGCCAGCCCUGAACCGGCUUGCAACUGCUUCUGUCUCCAGCAACAGUUCUAUUGACAGUGAUGAUCGUGCAGAUUCUCAACUUCAGAGCCCCGCAGGAAAUGAGGUGACCAAUGUUACAGCACCGAGUAGUUCAAGUGGUGUGCGUAAAGAGUGUUCAGGUGCUACCACCAGAAGGAGCACCAAGGAAGUGACAAAGCCAAGAAAUGCUUUUCCCAGUAACCAAAUUCUGUCUACAUCUCCAAGUGGUGCUGUCACUGACAGUUACCAACCUAGUUUGCAAAAUUCACGACAAGUUGCUCUUGAGAGUGCUCCAAAUAGUUUGAUGUCAAGCCCUUCUCAAAGCCCAAGAACAAUAUUUCCUGACCAGAUUCCAACAUCAGCUUUUUGGGUGGUGAAGCCUCAGCCAGAUGUAGUUUUCCUUGGGUCUGGUCAGUGCUCCAGUCCAGGCUCAGGGCAAACAUCUGGGCAUAAUUCAGUGGGAGGUGAUAUGCUAGCUCAGUUCUUUUGGCAGCCUAGCCGAGGUAGUCCAGAGUGUUCACCAAUUCCAAGCCCAAGAAUGACGAGUCCUGGUCCAAGUUCAAGGGUGCAUAGCGGAAGCGUCUCUCCGUUGCAUCCAAGGGCUGGUGGGAUUGUACCUGAAUCUCCAACUAGCCGGCGUGAUGAGGGGAAGAAAAGGCAAACCCACCGAUUGCCUCUUCCACCAUUAAGCAUCUCUAACAGUUCCCCAUUUUUACCGAACAACUCUGCACCAACAAGUCCUAUAUCUCGUAGUCCUGGUAGAGCAGAGAAUCCACCCAGUCCUGGACCACGGUGGAAGAAGGGAAAGCUGAUUGGGCGUGGCACAUUCGGCCAUGUAUAUGCUGGCUUUAACAGUGAUAGAGGCCAAAUGUGUGCAAUGAAGGAGGUUACCCUUUUCUCAGAUGAUCCUAAGUCAAAAGAAAGUGCAAAACAGUUGGGCCAGGAAAUAUCACUUCUGAGCCGUCUGCAACAUCCAAAUAUUGUACGAUACUAUGGAUCUGAAACGGUUGAAGAUAAGCUUUAUAUAUACCUGGAGUUUGUGUCCGGUGGAUCCAUCCACAAGCUUCUCCAGGAGUAUGGACAGUUUGGUGAACAAGCAAUUCGGAAUUAUACUAAGCAAAUACUUUUGGGCUUAGCUUAUUUGCAUGCGACGAAUACAGUUCACAGGGAUAUUAAAGGUGCAAACAUAUUAGUAGACCCUAAAGGCCGCGUAAAGCUUGCCGACUUCGGAAUGGCGAAACACAUCAAUGGGCAGCAGUGUCCUUUCUCACUUAAGGGUAGCCCAUACUGGAUGGCUCCUGAGGUUAUAAAGAAUUCUAGCGGAUGCAACCUUGCUGUUGACAUAUGGAGUUUAGGAUGUACAGUUCUAGAGAUGGCUACCUCAAAACCUCCAUGGGGCGAAUAUGAAGGGAUUGCUGCAAUGUUCAAGAUAGGGAACAGCAAGGAGCUUCCACCAAUACCGGACCACCUUUCUGAAGAGGGCAAGGAUUUCAUACGACAGUGCCUGCAACGUGAUCCAUCUAGCCGUCCAACAGCAGUGGAUCUUUUGCAGCAUUCAUUUGUACGAAGUGCACCACCACUUGAAAGACCAGCUGCCUCUGUUCCAUUGGAACAGUUGGCUGCUAUAUCUUGCAAACCAAGUUCUAAGGUGGUUGGGCAGGCUAAAAAUAUGCCCUCUUUGGGCUUGGAAGGGCCAUCCAUUUACCAAAGAAGAGCUGCCAAGUUUUCUUCAACAAACAGUGGGAUUCAUAUUCGGAGUAAUACAUCUUGCCCAGUUUCUCCGUGUGGAAGCCCUCUUCUAAGGUCAAGAUCCCCACAACAUCAAAAUGGUAGAAUGUCACCUUCUCCAAUUUCUAGCCCCAGAGCUACUUCUGGUGCUUCCAGUCCUGUGGCAGGUGUCCAUGGAGCUAUUCCGUUUAGCCAUGCCAGACAACCAGCUUACAGCAAUGAGGGAUUCACAAUUGCACCGAGAGGCCUUGAUAAAAACUUGCCUACCCGGCCUCCGGAUCCGGUCCUUGGUCAUUUUGGUAGAGCGCAGCAAUUCUCGACAUGCACUCAGGAGAGGGUGAUCUCUGAAUGUGACAUUCUGAGACCUCAGACUGGAAAAAUGAGACGGCUCAAUGUGCAAGAUUUGAAUGCUACCACAUUGGCUUCCAAGCAUGUUUCUCAGCAUGGCUCUGGUAGUCACAUGAGGCUAAAACCUUCACUGGACUUGACAUCUGGUAAUCAGCGCCUUGUGCGCAACCAUGGUCAUUGAUUCUGAAGCAAAGGUUGGGCGAUAGCGUUGAGUUGAGUUUGAUGAGAUAUCUCCAAUGCUAGUUUGCCCAUCUCUCUGUUAAGACCUGGAAUUGUAUCAUAAUACAAUAAGGAUAUCAAACUAAUUAUUACAGAUGCUGACAGUUGACAAUUCAUAUAGACUCUCCAAAGUGAUUUCCAUUAUUUCAACUAAAGAUGAGACUUGCCCUAUCAGGAAGAGGCGUAGACUGACUGCCUGGUCUGCAAUUGUACAUUAGAGCGUCUUCACACCAAAUGAUCCAAAAUUUGUGGUGCUGCUGUGCCCGUAUCUGCUUCUUCUUUUCCGUCUUAUCAUUAUGUGGUUCGGAGGCCAUUGAAAACUCCAUUGCCUUGUACAAAAGGAACCUCACAUGAGAGCGCAACUGAGCCAUCCAGUUAAGUUAAUUAUUACCCAAAUAUGAACAUGUAUGCAUCUCAUUCCAUGUACCCUGGAAAUUGUGCAAAGAUUUGGAUGUUUAAUCAAACUUGACUUCAUGAAAAA
Aegilops tauschii subsp. strangulata is the source of this 3680-nucleotide messenger RNA. RefSeq names its product mitogen-activated protein kinase kinase kinase YODA. Gene Ontology annotation, cellular component: cytoplasm. Gene Ontology annotation, molecular function: ATP binding; MAP kinase kinase kinase activity. Lineage: Eukaryota; Viridiplantae; Streptophyta; Magnoliopsida; Poales; Poaceae. The record is from RefSeq and is a predicted model, not a curated record. Gene Ontology annotation, biological process: protein phosphorylation; MAPK cascade.